This is a messenger RNA of Aureobasidium uvarum, 1854 nucleotides long. NCBI's taxonomy places the organism in Eukaryota, Fungi, Ascomycota, Dothideomycetes, Dothideales, Saccotheciaceae. The record is from the annotation of a GenBank genome assembly.
UGUUCUUACUCUCUCGUUCUAACAACAAUGGCCGCCAAAUACGCCGUCUCGUUGAUGGCCCUGCUCGGCGCUGUCAGCGCUCAGAGCUCUAGCUACACCAGCUACACCAACAGCAGCUCUAUUGCUUCUACCACUUCUUCCUCGGCCAGCCCUCAGUUCACCGACGGUUCCAUGACCACUGUUGGCGGUGUGACCUACGAGAUUCAGACAGGCACCACCUACACUGAUGCUACCGUCCUCACUCUCUCCAGAAAGAGACAGGCAAGCUCUGGUAUCGCCUCUUGCUUGGCCACUUGCUCCGACUCUGAUCGUUGUGUCGGAGCUUCGUACGCCAAGGACACUGGAACAUGCGAGUACUACUCUAGCAUUGAUACCGCUACCGAGGCUGCCGACUCCAAUGUAGACUUUGCAUUGGUCCAGGAACGCCGUUCUGCAUCCACUACCAGCGAGAUUUUCAAUGGUACAUCUCCCGUCACUUCAUCGGGAGCCACCCGUACUCCUGGUAUGAGCGGCAACUCCACUACCAGUGCUACUGGUGGUGCCGGCGCUGGUGUCACCAACUCUCGCAACUCGACUUCUGCUCGUCCUACCGGAUCUGCUACUUCCUCCGGCGCUGUCUCUACUCCCACCGGCGAUGUUCCCUCUACCUUGAUCACCAUUAACGGCGUGGUCUUCCUUUUGGAAAUCGGAGUAUCCUACUCUGGUAUUACCAUCUCGCUCGAGAUCUUGGCUAAGCGUGCCGCCGAAACACUUGAUCAAUGCUUGACAACUUGUGCCGCCAACACUCAGUGCGCCGCUACUAAGUUCGAAGACGGCGUUUGCACCUUCUAUUCUUCGGUUGACGAUGCAUCGAGAGCUGUUGAUACCAACUCAGAAUUUGCUACGGUGAUCUCAAGAGCCGGUGCCAACGGUGCUGCUGGCAAUGGUACCUCAGGUGGUAACAACACCACUCCUGCUGGUCCUUCCAACGUAACUGCCGAAUCCUUUAUCUGGUACGUCUCUUGUGAUUUGUUUACACAUGACAAUGCUAACUUUAUGAUAAUANGUCCCAAGUUCAAUGGCGGCGUUUUGGUGUCCAACCUCGAGAUUACGUUCGCCAUUUCUUGCUCAGAAUUCUUGAUUGGUACAACUUUUGACCUCAGAGGUUCUCUCCUCGAGAAGCGCCAGGCUAUUGAGAACGGCCUUCCCUCUACGCUUUCGAACUGUGUAGACCUCUGUUCUCUGUCUACAGAAUGUGUCGGCACUACAUUCAGCGAGGCCAACGGAUGCAGCUUCUACAGCGAUGUCUCUUACGCCACUCCCCUGGACGGCUUCGACUCGGCUGUUCGUGUUCAGGACAACUCUGGUAACGGCAACGGCAAUGGUGUCAGUACUACCACUACCACCGCUACCAUCUCUGGACAGGUAGUCACUGUUACUCUGAGCGGCGCUACAACCACUCAGUACGUCCAGGGCGCUACAUCGACUGCCACCGUUUUCGCCGUAGUGACAUCCACGGUCUAUGCUGGAAACAACGGCGGUCUUCCCAAUGGCGCUGUCGUCACUACUGCUGUGCCCACUUCGACGAUUGUUUAUGUCAACCCUGUCAGCACUAUCACCAUGCCUCAGAACUACGGCCAGGGAGCCACUGUUACCGUGACCGUCGGCGGUAACGCUGCACCAGUCGCUACACAAGUCAUCACCGAAACCGUUACUGUCGACCAGAACGGCAAUGUCAUCGGCCAAAGCGAGUCGACCGCCGGCGCCGUCGCUGGUGGUGCUGCUGGCAACAACGUGUACCCCACUGUGACCCUGUACUCCUCGUACUGCCCUCAGGCUACUGGCGAGGUUACGUGGACCACUGUAUUUGUCUAA